Messenger RNA from Alligator sinensis (Chinese alligator), 2606 nucleotides. RefSeq names its product follistatin like 5 (gene FSTL5). Gene Ontology annotation, biological process: cell differentiation; multicellular organism development; regulation of BMP signaling pathway. The coding region runs from base 1 to 2496 and encodes 831 amino acids. Gene Ontology annotation, molecular function: calcium ion binding; protein binding. Lineage: Eukaryota; Metazoa; Chordata; Crocodylia; Alligatoridae. The record is from RefSeq and is a predicted model, not a curated record. The transcript has 14 exons.
AUGUAUACAUGUUCUCUGGCUCAGAGGGAAGAAGAUAGCAGAGCAGAAUGCAUUUCAGUGAAGAUGAAAGAUGAAAGAUUCAGCAGCAAUAUAAUAUUUGGCAUUUAUUAUAGGCUACCAAAUAAGGAAGAGGAGACAGGUUACAUGGGUCAGGAUGGACCUCUUGGAUCUUGUGAAAAUAAAUACUGCGGUCUCGGUAGACACUGUGUUGUCAAUGGAGAAACUGGCCAAGCUGAAUGCGUGUGCAUGGAACAUUGCAAGCCUCACUACAAACCUGUAUGUGGUUCUGAUGGAGAAUUCUAUGAAAACCAUUGUGAAGUUCACAGGGCUGCUUGCCUGAAAAAGAAAAAGAUUACCAUUGUUCACAAUGAAGACUGCUUCUUCAAAGGGGAUAAGUGCAAAUCUCCUGAAUACAGCAAAGUGAAAAAUAUGCUGCUGGACCUACAAAACCGGAGAUACAUUGCACAAGCAAAAGAAAAAAUUAUAGAAGAUAAAAUAGCUCUAAAGAAAAUUCUGGUGGAUCAGAUGUUUAAUUAUUUUGAUUCUGACAGGAAUGGGCUUGUGGACAGUAAUGAACUAUCUCAGGUAAUAAAACGGGAUGAACUUGGCAAGGAGCUGUCUGACUGCUCUCUGUUCGAUCUGUUGAAAUAUGAUGAUUAUAACAGUGACAAGCACCUAGCUCUGGAAGAAUUCUACAGAGCAUUUCAGGUGGUUCAGUUGAGUCUGCCAGAAGAUCAGAAAAUAAGCGUCACUGCAGCAACAGUAGGACAAAGUGCUGUCCUUAGUUGUGCCAUUCAAGGAACCUUGAGACCUCCCAUCAUCUGGAAGAGGAACAAUGUCAUUCUAAAUAACUUAGAUUUGGAAGACAUCAAUGACUGGGGNGAUGAUGGGUCCUUGUACAUUACUAAGGUUACCACUACUCACAUGGGAAAUUACACCUGCUAUGCUGAUGGUUAUGAUAAACUGUAUCAAACUCAUAUUCUCCAAGUGAAUGUUCCUCCAGUAAUUCGAGUCUAUCCAGAAAGCCAGGCCAGGGAACCAGGUGUGACAGCUAGUCUCCGAUGCUAUGCUGAAGGUAUCCCCAGUCCACAACUUGGUUGGCUGAAGAAUGGAAUUGACAUUACUCCAAAGUUAUCCAAACAGUUAACUCUUCAAGCAAAUGGCAGUGAAGUUCACAUUAGCAACGUGCGCUAUGAAGAUACGGGAGCAUAUACUUGUAUUGCAAAGAAUGAAGCAGGAGUGGAUGAAGACAUUUCUUCUCUUUUUGUAGAAGAUUCAGCUCGGAAGACCCGUCUGGGAAUUGGGAACAUGUUUUAUGUUUUUUAUGAAGAUGGAAUCAAAGUGAUACAGCCAGUAGAAUGUGAAUUUCAGAGGCACAUUAAACCCAGUGAAAAACUCCUUGGGUUUCAGGAUGAAGUUUGCCCCAAGGCUGCAGAGGAUACUAUUCAGCGGUGUGUGUGGGCAUCUGCUGUUAAUGUAAAAGACAAGUUCAUUUAUGUGACUCAGCCCACUUUGGAUAGAGUGCUCAUUGUUGAUGUACAGUCUCAAAAAGUUGUGCAGGCAGUAAGUACAGACCCAGUACCAGUGAAGCUGCACUAUGACAAAUCACAUGAUCAGGUAUGGGUGCUCAGCUGGGGAAGUAUGGAAAAGAAUUCACCAACUCUGCAGGUAAUAACACAGGCCAGUGGGAGUGUUUCUCACCACACAAUCCAUACGCAGCCAGUGGGAAGGCAGUUUGAUAGAGUGGAUGACUUUUUCAUUCCUAGUACAACCCUCAUCAUUACCCAUAUAAGGUUCGGAUGUAUUCUUCAUAAAGAUGAGACUGUACUCCAGAAAAUUGAUCUUGAAACUAUGUCAUAUAUCAAGACAAUUAGUUUAAAGGAUUAUAAUUGCAUUCCUCAGUCUCUGGCUUAUACACAUCUUGGAGGAUAUUAUUUUAUCUGCUGCAAGCCUGAUACCACUGGGGCUAUUCUACCACAGCUUAUAGUGGAUAGUGUUACUGACAGUGUGAUUGGAUAUAAUGGUGAUGUGACAGGCACCCCAUAUAUCUCUCCAGAUGGGCACUACCUUGUCAGCAUUGAUGAUGUAAAAGGUCUCAUGAAGGUCCAGUCCAUUACAAUUAGAGGAGAAAUCCAGGAUGCCUUUGACAUUCACACUAACUUGCACAUAUCUGAUGUGGCUUUUCAGCCAUCGUUUACUGAAGCCCAUCAGUACAAUGUCUAUUGUAGCUCCAGCUUGCAAACGGAUGUGUUGUUUGUAGAGCUGUCCUCUGGCAAAGUUAAGAUGGUGAAGAGCCUUAAGGAGCCUACUGGGGCAGAAGAAUGGCCUUGGAACAGUAAGAACCGGCUUAUCAAGGACAGCGGUCUCUUUGGCCAAUACCUUAUGACACCUUCCAAGGAAUCCCUCUUUAUCCUGGAUGGACGGCUCAACAAGUUAAAUUGUGAAAUCACUGAAGUUGAGAGAGGCAACACAGUAAUUUGGGUUGGAGAAGCAUAAGGAACCAUGCUAGAUAAUAAUGGAACAAAAUAGUUUUACAGUACAUUGCACUUAACACCAUUCUUUAAAUUUCCAGUUUUCCUUUGAAAUGAUUAGACCCUUCUAUAUUU